AUGGGUUAUGAAACGCUUGUUGAAGCGGGUUAUGCACCUGAAAUGGCUUAUUUCGAAUGCUUGCACGAACUUAAAUUAAUCGUUGAUUUAAUGUUUGAAGGCGGUAUUGCGGACAUGAACUAUUCAGUAUCUAACAAUGCUGAAUACGGUGAAUAUGUGACUGGCGUUGAAGUGAUCAACGAGCAAUCACGUGAAGCGAUGCGUAAUGCACUUAAACGUAUCCAAUCAGGUGAAUAUGCGAAGAUGUUCAUCCAAGAGGGUGCAUUGAACUAUCCAUCUAUGACAGCUCGUCGCCGUCAAAACGCAGCUCACGGUAUUGAAGUGACUGGCGGUAAAUUGCGCGCGAUGAUGCCUUGGAUUCAAGCCAACAAAAUCGUAGAUAAAGAAAAGAACUAA
Molecule: messenger RNA, 396 nt
Organism: Oppiella nova
Lineage: Eukaryota; Metazoa; Arthropoda; Arachnida; Sarcoptiformes; Oppiidae
Source: the annotation of a GenBank genome assembly